AUGCCCGCAGGGAGCGCAGAGUCCGUCGCCGGAGCCGCCAAGGGGGCGAGCAGCAACCUUCUCUUUGGCUUGGACUCUCCAACAUUAUGGAUCGUCACGCUCCUCGCCGCUCUGCCCCGGUGUGCGGCAUCGCUCGUGCUGGGAAUGGCCCUCGCCCUCAGCGGGACUGCAAUCGAAGGCCGAGCCGUUGGAUCCGCGGGUGCAUGCAAUGGAGUGGCGGCGGCGGUAGCGUCCAUCGCGAAGCCAAGUUGGUUGGCUGCCAUUCCGCUGCAUGUGGGAGCCGGACUAUGCUUUGGUCUGAUGGCGCUCUCUGCAUUCUCCGAGCAAGCGGGAGAACGGCGCAUGCCGCUCGUCAAAAAGUUUGCCAGCUUGCCGCAAGCGGCGCACUUGGCGCUACCGCUGGCCCUCCGCACACUGGCCGGCCUCUCCUUCGGGUUGGCCGGAUACCUCCUCGUGGCCGUUUGCGUGCUUGCGGCGACCUGCGUGCUCCUGGUUGCGGGGCACCUCUGUGGCCGCAGCAUCGCGGAGAGUCUGGAGGGUUUGCACCAGAGCGGGGUCAAUCUGAGACCUGCGCACGGCGGCAUUGGUCUCUUGGCGGUGCUGGCGGUGCUCGAGCUGGGAUCAAUCAAGCCUUAUUGA
Emiliania huxleyi CCMP1516 is the source of this 639-nucleotide messenger RNA. RefSeq lists its product as hypothetical. Bases 1 to 639 code for a protein of 212 amino acids. Lineage: Eukaryota; Haptophyta; Isochrysidales; Noelaerhabdaceae. The transcript has a single exon. The record is from RefSeq and is a predicted model, not a curated record.